AUGCUCACUAACCCCUGGAUUAUCUGCAUCCUCGUUUUCGCCCUCGUUCUCUCCACAACCGAUGCUCGAAUUUCAACUGAAAAACGAUUCGUACGAUACAUUCCGAGUAAUCAAAUUCGUGGGCAAUCUGAUAAAACUUUUCGACGUUCGAGACGAGAUUUCGAUCCACAGACAUCUCCAUUGAAUACAAUUCGAUCGGCUCUACAAUGGAGACCAAACAGUCAGCAGCCACAAGGACAAGUUUUUAUUAAAUAA
This is a messenger RNA of Caenorhabditis remanei, 255 nucleotides long. RefSeq lists its product as uncharacterized. NCBI's taxonomy places the organism in Eukaryota, Metazoa, Nematoda, Chromadorea, Rhabditida, Rhabditidae. The transcript has 2 exons. The record is from RefSeq and is a predicted model, not a curated record. The coding region runs from base 1 to 255 and encodes 84 amino acids.